Molecule: messenger RNA, 1260 nt
Organism: Gadus chalcogrammus (walleye pollock)
Lineage: Eukaryota; Metazoa; Chordata; Actinopteri; Gadiformes; Gadidae
Exons: 7
Coding region: 120-740 (206 amino acids)
Biological process (GO): resolution of meiotic recombination intermediates
Cellular component (GO): condensed nuclear chromosome
Molecular function (GO): single-stranded DNA binding; ATP hydrolysis activity
Source: RefSeq, a predicted model, not a curated record
CAUAGGCGCUAUCCACUCGCCAUAAGCCAGGGCUCUCAACCUCAACCGGCCGUCUCAAUCUCAUCGUGUUCGAUACGCGUGUGUUUUUGUCGUUGGCCAGUUUUAACAAACCCAGCACAAUGGCCCAAGAGGACAGCUCAUCGAUCUUCACCGCCGUCACAUACAAAGAACUGGACUACUACUUUGAGGCCGUCACUAGUUUGAAGGUGAGGAUGGAUUGCCUGGCCCUGCCCGUGCUAUAUGAUAUCAGCAGUGAUGUCUAUCCUCACACCGGUCACCUCGCUGGAGAUGCCUACAGGAAGCCAUGGAUCAGAGGAAGUGUUAUCUCAACCUGCAAGCUGUCGGUGAAUGUAUGUAUACUGGAUGACCCAAGAAGAAAGGAACAGCCAGUUCAUCUGCCUUUGGAAAGGUUAAGGAAUAAAGGAGAGCUGAUAGAUGUGGUACCAAGUUCAGAUCAAAACUCCCAGCAAGGUUUUGACCAGGACGCGUUAGCAAGACUCUUACAGGACUCAAACUGUUUCACACCAAGGCAAGAACGCUUUUACAAGAGCACAACUGACCUCAUGUCAGUCACAUAUAACAACAAGGAUCUCCUGCUAGAAGAGGUCCUGGGGCCUCUCGCUGUCUUGAAGAGUCACUUGCACACGCUGAAAGCCAAGCUAUCAAGUCUGAGUAGGAUUCAAGUAUCAGACCCUCUCCUCAACACAAGCAUACUCUCAGAGGAUUUCAUACUCAGGUGAAAGGGACAGGACUCUGCAGUUUGAGUGUAUAGAAGUCAUUUAUUUUGAAGUUGAUUUUUCUUGUCAGAAUCCUGAAUUUAUGUUUAAUGGCUUCACUAUAGUUGUUCAAACAGUACAUAUUCUUCUUAAGAAAUGUACUUUUUUGGAAAUUCAUAUAAUUACCAAAAGCCAGCACUCAUGCACAGAAGCAUUUCAUUAUGGAUAACUAGUAUUAGGACUAGUAAGUACGUACUGUUUCCGUCAUAGUAGGCAAUGUGAAAGUCAAGGUCAAGCAGUGUUUUUCGUUGUUCAAGUUCUGAUUGUUGAGUGUCUCAACCUAAUGGGCCUGUUUUGCAGGCAUUGUGCACCUUAUGAGAUCCCUCCUUAUGCAGACAAUAAAGAAUUUACAACCAGCUCACACGUACAUGAAGAGUUCCACACAGAGGCUGUGCUCAAUCAUGCUUCUCUACUAUUACCAGUUGGUCUGGAAAUACUCUACCUCUACAGAGAGAAUUACUGCAGCUUGAGCAUUGAACAGGUC